AUGACAGGAGAUAAACUCAAUGAUUCUGCAAGCAUCAAAGAGGAAAUUGUAAGCUUCUACGAAGGAUUGAUGAGAACAGUUGCUCAUAGGUUAUCAGAAAUUGACAAGAAGAUAAUGGAAAAGGACCCACUCUGUCACAACAACGGAGAAUCUUAUUGUGUAGGGAUGUCACUAAGCAAGAAAUCUAUCAGUGUCAUCAAGAAAAAAGUCACUGAAGUUGUUACAGAUUUCUUUACUACAUGGAGCAUGUACAAAGCUAUUAACUGUACAGCCAUCACUCUAGUGCCCAAUACUCACAAGCCUAAGACAGUUAAAGAGUUCAGGCCAAUUGCAUGUUGCAUAGUCCUAUAUAAGCUUAUCUCCAAGAUUUUAGCUUCAAGACUCCAAGCUAUUAUCUCCACUGUUAUCAGUGAUUCACAUUCUGGAUUAUUCCAGGAAAAAAGAAUACAGACAAUGUCAUCCUUGCACAUGAAUUGGUUAAAGCCUAUUCCAGGAAACAUUCCUCUCCCAUAUGCAUGA
Nicotiana attenuata is the source of this 519-nucleotide messenger RNA. RefSeq lists its product as uncharacterized. The coding region runs from base 1 to 519 and encodes 172 amino acids. The transcript is spliced from 2 exons. NCBI's taxonomy places the organism in Eukaryota, Viridiplantae, Streptophyta, Magnoliopsida, Solanales, Solanaceae. The record is from RefSeq and is a predicted model, not a curated record.